Molecule: messenger RNA, 2439 nt
Organism: Ruditapes philippinarum (Manila clam)
Lineage: Eukaryota; Metazoa; Mollusca; Bivalvia; Venerida; Veneridae
Exons: 7
Coding region: 37-2424 (795 amino acids)
Biological process (GO): hormone-mediated signaling pathway; negative regulation of transcription by RNA polymerase II; cell differentiation
Molecular function (GO): RNA polymerase II cis-regulatory region sequence-specific DNA binding; nuclear receptor activity; zinc ion binding
Source: RefSeq, a predicted model, not a curated record
AAUCAAAGUAGAUAAAUAAUUUUCAAAGAAAAUUUUAUGCCAGAUGAAGCAAUUAUUCAAACCUUAAUCAUGACAUCAACAGUUAUCAAGAAACAAACGUCUGGUGAGGAAGAUCCUAAAAUACCGGCCUAUAAAAAGUUACCUCCUAUACCAAACCAGCAAAAAAUGAUGAACAGGAAAGUGAUAUCUCCAGCUUCUGUAUCAGUAGACUUCAAUGCACCAAAUGUCCAAUCAAAACAGGUUUUAGGUGGUAAAGUUUCUGUGAGGAAGGGAUCUGCUGAUUCGACAAAAUCUGAGACAGUGAAAUCACCAGCCAAUCAAAAGGCAGCUAAUAAAAGGUCUAGUCCAUUAGGAAGUGGGGUGAAAUCAGGUGUAAGAUUAAAUGGGGAAGUUGCCUCUGACCUGUCCAGUAGUGGAAUAGAGUUGAUUGGUUAUAAAAUGACCAAUGGGCAGCUGACAUCAAGUACAGGGAAAAUGCCAGUCCCGCAACAAGCCAGUGACUGGACCCCAUUGAGUUCAGAGUUACCUCCCUGUAGAAUUUGUGGUGACAAAGCCUCUGGAUUACAUUAUGGUGUUAACACAUGUGAGGCUUGUAAGGCUUUCUUUAGACGUACCUUGAAGAAGUCGACAAUCAAUUUCCAAUGUACAUGUACACCUGAAGAAAAAGCCCUAGGCACUGACGAGCCGAGGAAAACGACAUGUCCUAAAUGUCGUUAUGAGAGAUGUAUCAAGACAGGAAUGUCAAAAGAUGCUAUCAAGAUUGGUCGAUACACGAUUUCACGUAAACGUCAAAAUGACCGUGAAGUGAAGACAUUGAAGAGCGGGGAGAAAACCGAGGGUGUACGAAGGGCCAGUGAGAGUUCUAAAAGUACUUCAUCCAGCUCCCCGUACAGUACAAGUCAGAGUGUUAGUUCACCUGAAGAGUUAUCUUCAGAUAUUACCUCCCUUAGUUUACAAGAGAAAAAGAUGAUAAGCAGUGCUAAGAAGCGCCGGCAUGACGAGGAGGAUGGUUUACUAUACCAGUCACUUACAAAUAGUAUCUUUAAAUCUCUGAUGGAGAAUAACAAACUGAAGCCCCCUGCAGUGUCCCUCAAUCAAACUUUAUCACCUGUCGAACAGCUAUUGACAUCUGACAACGAUUCAGACACCAAAAUUUCACCAAUGGAACAACUUUUUACUUCACACAGAAUCACAACUACAGACUUAUCUAGUUCAGAUGGUGAAGUAAAUAUGCCAAAUAUCGAUCAUUUAGUGAGUGUGAACGAAGAGGAAGAGGCCUUUUCUCCAUUAGCGCAGAUUUUUGAAACAUAUGGUCCAUUUUCCGAUGAGUUUUCCCCAGUUGAAAAUCUUUUCACCCAACCCAUUGUCUCAAACACAGUGUCUUCAACAGGUAGUGUACAUGUCGAUAGUGAUAUUCAGAUUGUCCCGGGUCAUAAUGGAAUAAGUGAACAUAAUGGUGAAAUUCCGUAUGAUUCCGUUCGUGACGAAGCCUUGACAACGGCACUUUUGGGAAUAUACGAUGGCAGUGAGAUUAACUCGAAAAAUCAAGGUUCGGAGCAAUUACAUGACAGUAAACUAAUGGAAGAAUCUCCAAUUGAAAAUUUGCUGAAGGCACCAGUGACAUUAAUGACUGAAUCACCUGCCUUCACAGAAAUGGAAAAUAACUAUUCUAGUGAGGUAUAUAAUGCCAACACAGGACACCCAGUGAAUGGCACAUUGCUGGAAAACAAUACAAUUAAUGGUGACAUUUCUCAAAACAUUCAAAUUCUAGAGAAUGGCUACCAUCAGGUUAAUGGUGAAAAUGUUCCAGGCCAACUGGAAGGAAAUACAUUCAUUGCAUCUAAAGCAAAUAUGAUUGAAGAACCAGUUUCCUCGGACCGAGAGUGCAAUGAAGGUUACUUUACAGGGAAAGAAGUUAAUAAUGAGAACCAAACGGAUAAUCUGGAAGAUUUGUUAAUACAAGAGCAACAGUUAGCAAGGCUUGAGAAUCCAGCUGUACACGUGGGUGAUAAUAUGAGCGUAAAAGAAGCAACGCAGUUAAUUCUUACGUUAGGGCAGGCAGCUGGCGUGUUGUUUGAAAGUGCGAAGAAAAUGUCGUGCGAAGAGAUCAAGAAAAGACACGCUGCAUAUUUGGAACAAUAUGUUACCAAGAUGCAAGUAUUUGGCAACAUGUCGAAUAUCUCGAAGGAAGAAUAUCUUGAAUUUUACAAGCAGACGGGCAUCGACAUAGACAACAGACAGGAAAUUCUCAUUGAAGCGUUGAAAUACAUGGAAGAAUCGAUCGGUAAACUCGUUAAAUUCGCCAAAGCCAUCCCAGGUUUUUCUGAGCUCGACAUUGAUGACCAGGUCAAUCUUGUGAAAGGUAACAAGAGAGUUUAUGGGGAAAAGUAUAGACUGUAUCUUAUCAAAAUGAUUGGAUAUUGAAAGAUUUAUUUUAAA